AGAAAGCCCACCAUCAUCAUCUUCGUCAUCAUUACCACUCUUCUCUCUCUCUCUCUUUCUCUCUCUAUCUCUCUCAAAGUCGGCUUUCUUUCCCAUAAAGUCGUUCUCACUCAACUACAUCCCGCUGAUUGCUACACCCAACACUCACCUGAUCGAUUUCACAUACUUCCAAGUCUUCCUUUUCCAUCAUACUUACCGAUUUGAUGAUUGAUCGAUAACCCAUACGCCUCAAGGGAAGCUGACUGGCAUCGUCAUCCAGUGGUAAUCACUAAUCAGCAAUGGAUUCAUGCAAUUGCAUCGAGCCACAAUGGCCACCGGAUGAACUUCUGAUGAAAUAUCAGUACAUAUCAGAUUUCUUUAUUGCUCUCGCUUAUUUCUCGAUUCCGCUAGAGUUGAUAUACUUCGUUAAAAAAUCAGCGGUUUUUCCGUAUAAAUGGGUGUUUGUUCAGUUCGGUGCUUUUAUCGUUCUAUGUGGAGCUACACAUCUUAUUAAUUUAUGGACCUUUAACGUGCAUACGAGAACCGUAGCUAUUGUUAUGACAACUGCCAAAGUCUUGACGGCUGCAGUAUCAUGUGCAACCGCCCUUACGCUAGUCCACGUUAUUCCCGACCUGCUUAGCGUAAAAACAAGGGAAGUAUUCUUAAAAAACAAGGCUGCUGAGCUGGACCGUGAAAUGGGUAUCAUUCGAACCCAAGAGGAAACAGGCAGACACGUUCGAAUGCUGACUCAUGAAAUCAGAAGCACGCUUAACCGACAUACGAUUUUAAAAACUACGCUUGUCGAACUGGGAAGAACCUUGGGUUUAGAAGAGUGUGCGCUUUGGAUGCCAACACGUAGCGGUUUGGAACUUCAGCUUUCGUACACCCUUCACCAUCAGAACCCUGUCGGGUUUACGGUUCCGAUUCAGUCUCCUGCGAUUAAUCAAGUUUUUAGUACGAAUCGUGUGGUUAAGAUCUCUCCGAAUAGCCCUGUUGCUAGAUUACGACCGUCUUCCGGUAAAUAUAUGCCCGGGGAGGUUGUUGCUGUGCGGGUCCCACUUCUACACCUCGAUAAUUUCCAUAUCCAUGAUUGGCCUGAACUUUCAACAAAACGUUACGCGUUGAUGGUUUUGAUGCUUCCGUCGGAUAGUGCAAGACAGUGGCAUGUUCAUGAGCUGGAGCUUGUCGAAGUCGUUGCUGAUCAGGUGGCGGUGGCUCUUUCACAUGCGGCAAUUCUAGAAGAGUCUAUGCGGGCCCGGGACUUGCUCAUGGAGCAAAACGUGGCCCUUGAUCACGCACGAAGAGAAGCCGAGACUGCCGUGCGUGCACGUAAUGAUUUUCUCGCAGUUAUGAACCAUGAAAUGAGAACCCCGAUGCAUGCAAUUAUCGCACUUUCGUCGUUACUAUUAGAAACCGAUUUGACACCCGAGCAACGGAUGAUGGUCGAGACCAUUCUUAAAAGCAGUAACUUGCUCGCCACGCUAAUAAACGACGUAUUAGAUCUUUCAAGGCUCGAAGACGGUAGCCUUGAACUCGAUUCCGCUACUUUUAACCUUCAUUCUCUCUUCAAUGAGGUUCUUAACUUAAUAAAGCCGGUUGCAUCGGUCAAAAAAUUAUAUGUGACGUUGAACCUUUCUUCGGAUUUACCCGAGUAUGCCGUCGGUGAUGAGAAGAGACUCAUGCAAAUAAUUCUAAAUAUUAUCGGGAAUGCUGUUAAAUUCUCGAAAGAGGGCAGCAUUUCGCUUUCUGCUUUCGUGGCAAAACCGGAUUCUUUGAGGGACCCACGAGCCCCCGACUUUUUCCCGCUUCCUGGUGAUAGUAAUUUUUAUAUGCGUGUUCAGGUGAAAGAUACGGGAAUUGGAAUCAGUCAACAAGACAUUCCGAAGCUCUUCACGAAAUUUGCGGAGAACCAGUCAACUGCGAGUAGAAAUCCAGGUGGCAGUGGACUUGGCCUUGCCAUUUGUAAAAGAUUUGUGAAUCUUAUGGAAGGUAAUAUAUGGAUCGAAAGUGAAGGUGCCGGGAAGGGAUCAACCGCAAUCUUUUACGUGAAACUUGGAUAUCCACCACGUUUAAAUGAGUCCCGACUCCCAUAUACAAGACUUCUACCAAAAUUUGGGCAAACUUUUCCAGGACUCAAAGUCAUAGUCAUCGACGAUAAGGGGGUUAGCAGAAUAGCAACCAAGGAGAUUCUGGUGCAUCUCGGUUGUGAUGUAACCACGGUUAGCUCAGGUGACGAGUGCUUACAAGUUAUAACCAAAGACCACAAAGUUAUCUUCAUGGAUGUCGAUGGUUACAACGUUGCAAGACUUGUACAUGAUCAAUUCCUAAAACACCAUGAAAAGCCGCUCAUAAUUGCAGUUACCGGCAACACAGACAGAGCAGCAAAGGAAAGCUUGUUGAAGGUUGGAUUGAAUGGAGUUGUACUGAAACCGGUCUCGGUGGAGAAGAUGAGAGUCGCGUUAGCCGAGCUUUUAGAGCAUAAACAGGUGUUACAAUAAGUAUAACCAUGAAUUUCUCAUACCAAAAGGGAGGAAUUUUUGGCAGUUGUAGAUACUGUUGUGUGCAUGGAGUUUUAACAUGUUGAAUGGUGGACCCAAUUUGUUGCAUUUGUUAAACUUAAUUCUGUCAUUUGGAUUUUAUAGUUUCGUCGCAUUUAGAGGUAAUUACAUGGAUAA
Helianthus annuus (common sunflower) is the source of this 2654-nucleotide messenger RNA. Its product is annotated as ethylene receptor. NCBI's taxonomy places the organism in Eukaryota, Viridiplantae, Streptophyta, Magnoliopsida, Asterales, Asteraceae. The record is from RefSeq and is a predicted model, not a curated record. Gene Ontology annotation, molecular function: ethylene receptor activity; ethylene binding; phosphorelay sensor kinase activity. The transcript has 7 exons. Gene Ontology annotation, cellular component: endoplasmic reticulum membrane; endoplasmic reticulum. Gene Ontology annotation, biological process: response to ethylene; phosphorelay signal transduction system; phosphorylation. Bases 279 to 2477 code for a protein of 732 amino acids.